Molecule: messenger RNA, 1079 nt
Organism: Syzygium oleosum
Lineage: Eukaryota; Viridiplantae; Streptophyta; Magnoliopsida; Myrtales; Myrtaceae
Exons: 5
Coding region: 113-946 (277 amino acids)
Source: RefSeq, a predicted model, not a curated record
AUUAGAUUCAGUUAGAUUCCGUUGGUUCAUUCGUUCAUCGCCUUCAGCUCCGAAACCCUAAUUUGGAUUCAUCACCGAUCGAGAAAUUCGAUCGAUUUUGGGGGUGGGAAGCAUGAGCAAUCUGAGAUCGAUCUGUCGUCCCCACGCGGUGGUCGCUUCCAUCGCGUGUUGCCGAACCCAAGCCCGAGCUCGAUCGAAGGUGACCAGGGUCCCGUUCCAGAGCUCGAGCAGCGAGCCUCCGCGGUUGAAUUCCCCGUCGUCCUUCGUGUUCACUUGGAGCAAUUCCGAGAGAGCUGAGCCGACGUGGUUCAGGGUCAACCAGAGGAGGACCAUGGUCAAGGCUUCGAGCUGGGCCGAGGAGAAAUCGCCGUACGAGACCUUGGAGUUGGAAAGAGAUGCCGAUGACGAGCAGAUAAAGAUUGCCUACAGACGGUUGGCAAAAUAUUAUCAUCCGGAUGUUUAUGAUGGUAGAGGCACCCUGGAAGAAGGAGAAACUGCAGAAGCUAGAUUUAUUAAGAUCCAAGCUGCUUACGAGUUGCUCAUAGAUGAGGAGAAGCGCAGGAAAUAUGAUAUGGAUAACCGGGUCAACCCUAUGAAGGCAUCUCAAGCAUGGAUGGAAUGGCUUAUGAAGAAGCGGAAGGCAUUUGAUCAGCGUGGUGAUAUGGCAAUUGCAGCUUGGGCUGAGCAGCAGCAACGUGAGAUGAAUCUCCGAGCACGACGGCUUGCACGUUCCAAGAUCGACCCAGAAGAGGAGAGAAGAAUACUGGCUAAAGAAAAGAAGGCAUCCAGGGAAUAUUUCACCAACACUCUUAAACGACAUACACUCGUCCUAAAGAAGAGAGAUCUGAUGAGAAAGAAAGCAGAAGAGGAACGGAAGAAGGUUAUCAGUCAGCUCUUAGCGGCGGAGGGCCUCGAGCUUGACACGGAUGAUGACGAAACACAGUAAAAUUGUUGGUUGGCUAAUUUAUGUAAAUGUCGCUGUGGAAUGUAUGUAAUUGUUCCUUCUACUGAAGAUCAAUGUUUACUUAUAGUGAUAUCAAAGGGUAAAAAAGAAAUGAAAAUAAGGAAGAACUCGUCUA